This is a messenger RNA of Macadamia integrifolia, 1378 nucleotides long. Its product is annotated as outer envelope pore protein 16-2, chloroplastic-like. The record is from RefSeq and is a predicted model, not a curated record. The transcript is spliced from 7 exons. Lineage: Eukaryota; Viridiplantae; Streptophyta; Magnoliopsida; Proteales; Proteaceae. Gene Ontology annotation, cellular component: chloroplast outer membrane. Bases 341 to 868 code for a protein of 175 amino acids. Gene Ontology annotation, molecular function: amino acid transmembrane transporter activity.
CGAGGCCAGGGGGUCGCCGCGAGUUCUGCCCUCUCAUUCCAAACGCCAACACAGCAGACGGUGCGAGUGGACGUGUCCUCUGCCCGACUCAUCCCAAGAGCUAUUCUUUGGUGAGGAGAUCCCUUCAUCUCUCUCUCUCUCCUUCGUCGUCGCCUUCUUUCGACUCUUUCACCCUUUCCUUCAGGUUUCUUCCUUCACUGAAGUUCUCUCUUUGCAAACCCAACUCAACAGUCACAAAGAACCUUUUUUUCUCUCUCAUUUUCAUCUCCCCCGUUCCUAUCUGUGUUUCUUUCUUUCCUUCUUUCAUUGAGAAGUUGAGGAUAACAAAGAAAUAUAAAAGAUGAGUAGUAGUAACUUGGAGACUCGAUCUCUGCUGGAUGAAAUCCGAAGCUUCGAUAAUGGCUACUUAUUUGAUCUCGGCCAUCCCCUCCUCAACCGCAUCACCAAUAGCUUUGUUAAAGCCGCUGGGAUUGGAGCAGUUCAGGCGAUCUCUCGCGAUGCUUAUUUCAUCGCCAUUGAAAGCGCGGGAAUUGUUACUACCGGGAUUCCAGAUCUCCCUGGUACCAAGAAGCAACGGUUCCCAGACAUCAGCGGAGAAAGUAGCAGCAGAUCUCUUGAAGCAAUGGUAAAAAAUACUGGCAAAGAGUCUUUGCAGUGGGGAUUAGCAGCUGGAAUGUACUCGGGCCUAACAUAUGGCCUCAAGGAGGCUCGAGGGGCUCACGAUUGGAACAGUGCAGUUGCAGGUGCAAUUACUGGUGCGGCAUUGGCAUUCACCUCGGAGGAUCGUUCGCAUGAGCAGAUAGUUCAAUUUGCCAUUACAGGAGCUGCAAUCUCUACGGCUGCUAAUCUUUUCAAAGGGAUAUUCUAGAUUGGUAGUGAAAGGAGAUGGGAAGUUAGAAGCUGUGAUCUAAGAAACAGAUGAGAAGCUAGGUGCAGUGCUUCAGGCCUUGAGCUUCUGUUUUCUACUCUCUGUGUUUUUUUUCCCCUCCCUUCUUGCAGAGAGUCUGAGAACUUGAUUUGCAUUUUACUCAUUUAUGUUGAGGUGUAAAAAAAGAGUUUUAGAGGUAUAAACCACAUAGGUGAUGUGAAAGUUGGAUGUGUUUAAUAUGCCUUUGGAUCAUUUCCACCUAAUUUUUUAUGUUUUUGGGUUGGGAGACUUGGUCCUCAUGAAAAGGUAUACUCUCAACUCAAAUUGGAAAUGGAUGGGUGGCAGUGUACAGAUGUUCAAAGGUGCACCAACUAGAGCCAAUGAGGACGAACUAUACAUAUCACAUGGCAAAAAUGGAUUUUGUUUUAACCAUUUUUUUUUGGAUACCACAUGUUCUGGCCAUAUAUUUGGUGCUUCUACUUAAUAUAUCGGUCUUUUUUUAGAUGAAAA